AUGUUGCGCUUCGUUCUCUUGGCUCUUAUGCUCUUUACGUCUGUUCAGGGAGCAGUGGUUUCCAAAGACUCUGCUCCUGGAACGGUGGCUAAAUCAUCCCCUGCCGUGACAUCGAAGAACCCCACUCAAGCAGCAAUUUCUAAAGGAUCCACUCCAGCAGCAAUGUUCAAAAAUAAUGCUCCCGGACAGGCCAAAGGCUCGACUCCCAAUGGAAAUGGUGUCGAAACUAGGACACUCGACCAAAUAUACAAGGCUGCACAGGCGGAAAAGGGUAGCCUGCGAAUUGGCUGGGGAGGAGAUAUUCAAGUCAGUGGCGACAGAAUAGUCAAAGCCUUCGAAACUCGCUUCCCAGGUAUCAAACUGGACCUCAAAGUCGAUGUUUCCAAGUAUAUCGACAGCCGCGUCGACCUUGCAAUUGCCAAUACCAAAGGGGCUGAUACUGCCUAUGACGUGGUCAUGCUGCAAACCCUGCAUGAUUACCCUCGAUGGAAGCAAGGAGGUCAUCUGAUGCAUUACAAAGUCCCCACAUGGAACGAUAUUCAUCCCGAAUUCGUGGACCCUGAUGGUGCUUACACCGGAUAUGCCAUCUUUUCUCUCGGGGAUAUUGCCUACAAGACCAGCGCAUUCCCCGACAACAGCACGGUUCCUGUACAUAUCCUCGACUUCCUCAAACCCGAAUACCAAGGAAAAAUCGGUCUUACAUAUCCCAACGAUGACGACUCAAUUCUCUAUCUCUUCACCCGCAUCAUCGGAAAGUACGGCUGGGACUUUUUCAAUAAGCUUGUCGCCAACCAGAAGCCCCAAUGGUACCGCGGCACCUCCACCCCCGCGCUCGUCAUGACCAGCGGCAACGCCGCAACCUCCUCUUCCGGCCCAACCGUUUCCUUUGCCUCCUCAAGCGUCUACGUCCCUACCGUCGGUAAAAUGCUCACCCAGGACGUUUACAUGGCGUGGCCCCAGACCGGCGCCAUCUUCUCCAGCACAAAGAUGCCCGAGACCGCCAAGCUCUUCAUGAGCUGGCUCCUCAGCGACGAAUGGCAGACUAUCGUCACCGGCAGCAAAUUUGCCACCAGGAAGUCAUUCGACAAGGCCAAGAUCAUGGAGCAGGAGAAUGUUGACCCCUUCGGAUUCAUGGAUUUCAUGGCUGACAGAGAGACUGUCGAAGGGUGGAGAUUCCAGUUCGAAAGCCUCAUCGGUCUUCCUCAGGGACCUGAUCCCUUGAGCCUCAAAUUUUAA
Molecule: messenger RNA, 1236 nt
Organism: Psilocybe cubensis
Lineage: Eukaryota; Fungi; Basidiomycota; Agaricomycetes; Agaricales; Agrocybaceae
Exons: 3
Coding region: 1-1236 (411 amino acids)
Source: RefSeq, a predicted model, not a curated record